Messenger RNA from Dichomitus squalens LYAD-421 SS1, 2615 nucleotides. RefSeq lists its product as uncharacterized. The transcript is spliced from 2 exons. Bases 266 to 2356 code for a protein of 696 amino acids. The record is from RefSeq and is a predicted model, not a curated record. NCBI's taxonomy places the organism in Eukaryota, Fungi, Basidiomycota, Agaricomycetes, Polyporales, Polyporaceae.
GGGACACAAGGCAAGACUGUUGCUGCGGUGCAGCUUGUGGCGGGCUCUGGACUGUUCGAGCGGGCCAAAGAUGUCGUCAUGGGCUGUCUCACGCAGGCCUCGUUGAGGUCGGCAGGCAAGCUAGGCAAGGUUCGAUCGAUGCCGCCAUGCCUUGCGCUCUUCUUGGACGCCGAGCCUGAACGUACCGCAGGCUUGCUCUCCUGGCCUCCUCUCCGGACACCUUCUCCCUUGUUGUAUAGUCUUUGGCGUUGAUCGCCUUUCCGUCAUGAUUCUCACCUUCUCGCCUGCUCUCGGUCAGACGACAACCGCCAAGGUUGCCCCCUUGCCCUCUCACGUUUCCGACCGGGAAUCAAUCGCCCAUACCAUCCUCUUCAAAGCCACCUUUGAUUCUCCCCAGUCUUACGUUCGGGCCCAGUCGGACAAAUUCAGGGUCGAGCUCUGGACUAACAUCCCCAUCCACGGACACAAGCGAACCAAUGGAGAAUGGCGGGCAGUCCAGUUCACAGAGCUAGAGGGAAGCAAAGAGCCUGUGGCAUCCGCGCAGCCCUUUUCCCUCUUGACUGAGGCGGACGAGGCACGCGAGGAGAAUACCCUGUAUCUCAAGCUUCGCGCUUCCCUGCACGACCAUAUCGGUGCCCGGUUCUCUUACACCUUCCGGCUCGUCCAUGCUUCUGGCCAUGUCGAAUGGCUGGGACGUCACAACAACAACGGUACCAUUGUGGUCGAGCAGGGCAUCCCCGGAAUCAGUCUGUCGACGCAUUGGGCCGUCCGCGACGAUGGAAAGUAUGGCCUUGAGGCGACAUCGGCAGAGGGGUCCACAGUGCGGCUGGAUAGGCCCGAGGAUUGGUCGAGUUGGGUGUGGAAGCCUUCAAGUCUCCCCACUCAGUUCUCAGCACCAGAGCCUUGCAAUGGUAGCGCCAUGGUGCUACUCCCUCGCCUUUCCCCCCGUCUGGGUGAUGCACUCAAGCCGUUAGUGCUUGUCGCGAGCGAGUCGGCAAGCCUUCGUCUCACUACCGAUGGAGACAUCUCGGUGGACUGUAUCGGCAAGGAUAAACGAGCGGUUCUGGGCAUCUUGGAGCAUUCAAAGGAUCUUCUCGAAAAAGCGGCAGCCUUGAGCAAUGGUACCGUGCUCGCUUUCGACCCCGCCUCUGCUGUUGUCGCGGUCCGCCAGUCAAACGCUGCCCUCCCAUACCAUGUCAUCGUUUUACCAGUCGCGGAGGCCGUAGGCAAGCCGUCGUCCAUCGCUGUUCGGAAGUUGCAGCCGUUGGUGGAGCAAUCGUCUGGCAGUCACGGCCUGGUGCUAUUUUCUCAGAAAUUGCGCAAAGCAAAGGUUAUCGACGACUCGUUAUCGAACGACAGCAAUGUCCUCGACUUUGGCCCCUCAGGCGUCGACAUGAUCCUCUCGGCUGCACGUAUAAUCUCGGAAAACGAUCGAACAUGGCAGGUUAUGCUGCUGAGCCCGUCCAAGCACUUCACAGCUCAAAUCGAGAAGCCCGCUGCUCCCGAAGUGCCUCCGACUCCCCCGCCUUCGCCUCCUGCCGUGGACUCUCCUUUCGUGCCCGCUCCUACGCAAGCGCCAAUCUCAGAGGAGACUACUGUCCCGACGCCCCCUACCGGUGUUGCGCGGCCUGUGCCCACCUCUCCGGCGUCGGGUGGGAACGAUGGCGGCGCUCGCUAUGUCAGUCGACGACGCCGCUCGUCUCUAGCAUUGAUUCGGAAUCUUCCCGCCCGCCUCGUCCGCGCAUAUCUGCAUGCGAUAUUCAACCUCGUCUUCUGGUUCUGGAGUGUCUUCUUCAAGGCCUUCGCUGUCCGUAUCGUUGGCGAGCGCGUCCCUCAGACGAUCACUCGCCUCCUCGGCUAUGCGCUCUCGACAACAGCUACCAGGCCGUCACUGACCGCCGGAGACGCUGCGCCACGGAACAGGAUUGAAUCGACGCCGUCACAAACCCCUCUUGAGGGGAGCGUUCGUGCCUCACAGCGAGACAGCUCCACUAUAGGUGGUCUCAUCAAGCGAGGAGGCACCGAAGGCGUCUCUUGUGGUAUCAAGGACGGAGUAGGAGUUCCUUCAGGGGCUGAUACCAAGUUCAUCCCUGCCCCGCUGCCUCAGCGUCCAUCUUCGGCCUUGCACGGGCACCCUGAAGCCCGCGUGGUUGUCUCAGCGUCUCUGCUGAGGGACUCUUUGUCCCCCUCCGUUAUCGUGCGUGGUCAGGGUCCUAUUAGAGGGCUUCGCGCGGCGUUCGACGGAAAGACGGUACCCGCCCCUACCGUCACUCCACUAGGCGACGAUUUCCACCUUGUCGAGUUGACGGGUCUCGACGGAGAGGAGGGUCAGCUUGAGGUAUCUUUUGAGCUCUAAGUCCUCCAUCGCGUGUUCGCGCGAUGUAGUCUUCUCACAUCAUUUUUCUUGUACUCCUAACCGCACUUCGGCAGGUCCGAGAUCUAUCUGUUGUAACCCUGGAAGCUCUGACCUUUCGUCUUGUCUGUAUCAGUCUCGAAUUCAUGUAGUCUUACGCCGCACACAAGCCCUUGCACGAUAUUAUGUACGUCAAGACGACCCAUCCUAUAGAAUGAAUGUCCUGUAAAAGAGAAUCCUAGCAAUGACAGAGUGUUUGAAC